Molecule: messenger RNA, 619 nt
Organism: Drosophila bipectinata
Lineage: Eukaryota; Metazoa; Arthropoda; Insecta; Diptera; Drosophilidae
Product: C-type mannose receptor 2-like
Source: RefSeq, a predicted model, not a curated record
AUGUUGUGGCCCAAGUUAGUCUGUUUUGCCUUGGUCAGCUUGGCUCUUUGCCAACUUUAUCAGGCUGCCAGCCAGGAGACAUUCUCCGCCUGCCCCGUCAACUUUACCCGUGUGGCUGAUAAAUGCCUUCUCGCCGAUAGUUCCUGGAAGAGCUGGUACGAAUCGGAUCGUCAUUGCCGGUCCAUCAACGCCGGACUGUUGAGCAUCAAGAACCAAACCGAAUUGAAGGCCAUCAAUGAGUGGCUGCCGGUGGCGGCGCCUUACCAACUGGAGUUCUGGACAGCUGGAAACAAAUUGGGCGAAGUAUCGACCCUAAUUGAUUACUUCUGGCAGAGCACCGGGGAUAGGGCUCUCUAUCUGCCCUGGGCGGUAGGUCAGCCCACUCCUGCCAGCGGUGAUUGCCUGACUUUGCUGGCCAAUUACUCCACCUCUACAGGACAACUGGUCGUGGAAGAUCACCGCCUGGCCGUAAAGAACUGCACCCAGUGGGCUCCCCACAUCUGCCAGACGGAGCCGGUCCAGUUCAAGACCCAGUUGUGUCUCAACCCCGAAGCCUUCCAUGAGGUUCAAGUACCUCUGUAAAGCUAACUCUUGAAAAUAAUAAAUGUGAUGUGUGCUU